AUGACCAAAGAAACUCCACCAGCUGCAGAGGAACAGGAGGAAGAAGGAGAGCAGGUGGAAUCAGAGACUGAGAACAUUGAAGGUGAUUUGGAAGAGCAAGAUAAUAGCGAACAGAUAUCAAAAAGUCCUCAGAAGGCAGAAAAGAAAAUCUCAGAAACUUUCUUCUAUAACUAUGAAGAUAUACAUUCACGGCCAUUUGUCACUGAAGACUCUGGGAUACCUGUUAACCUUCUUACUCUUAAAUAUUCUUUUGGAUACGACUUCAGCAGAAGUGUAAACCUGCUGCCCAUCGAUAACCAAACCCUGAUGUAUAUAGCAGGCAACCACAUCGUGCUCCUGGACUUGCAAACUCAAUCUCAACGUUAUCUCCGGAGCAGUGGUGGUGGUGGAAUUGGGUUUAUCACGGCACACCCUACUAAGCAGUACUUUGCAGCAGGAGAAAAAGGGAAGAAGCCAAACCUCAUAAUCUAUGAUUAUCCUUCACUCAGGCCCUACAGGAUACUGCGAGGUGGAACAGAGGAAGCCUAUGUUUUUGGUGAUUUCAGCAAUGCUGGCACUUUACUGGCCAGUGUUGGGAGCAGCCCUGACUACAUGCUGACUAUCUGGGACUGGAAACAAGAAAAGAUAGUGUUGAGGUCAAAAGCUUUUUCACAGGAUGUUUACAGGGUCUCAUUUUCCACCUAUAAUGAAGAUCAACUCAUUACAUCUGGAUCAGGACACAUUAGGUUCUGGAAGAUGGCUCUCACAUUCACUGGUCUGAAGUUACAAGGAGCUUUAGGCAGAUUUGGAAAAACUGCAGUAACUGACAUUACAGGUUAUGUGGAGCUGCCUGAUGGGAAGGUUAUCUCCGGGUCUGAGUGGGGCAACUUGCUGCUUUGGGAAGGGGACCUCAUUAAAGCAGAGCUCUGCCGAGCUAGACAGAAGCCCUGUCACAGUGGUCCUGUCAGCCAGUUAGUUCUGGAGAAAAGAGAACUUGUCACCAUUGGAAAAGAUGGCUUCAUUCGGGUGUGGAACCUCAAAUUAAUAGAAGCUGCUGAUUCUGUGGAUGACACAGGGUUACUGGAAAUAGAGCCUAUGAAUGAACUUCAGGUUGGCAGGAAUGUCAGUCUGAGUUUCAUGGCAAAAGCUUAUGACAAUGGACAGCCUGUUUGGUAUGCUCAGGACACCAGUGGAAUAAUCUGGAAGCUGGAUUUGUCUUUUCGAAAUAUAACCCAGGAUGCAGAGUGCCUGUAUACUUUUCAUUCUGGAAGGAUUGAGGCCAUGAGUGUUUCUCCCAUUACAUACCUCAUGGCCACUACUGCUCUUGACCGAACAGUUCGUAUCUAUGAUUUCAUCAGCAAUAGACAAAUGAGUGAAAUGAAGUUCACACAAGGAGGAACAGCACUGACGUGGGCACCUACUGUGGUAAAUCCUGAAGGAAGUAUAAUUGCUGUGGGCUUUGAAGAUGGAGUUGUCCGCAUAGUUGAAGUUUAUGAUCCCAAAGGACUGCCUGUUCUUGCAGAAUACAUCAAUACAGAGAAUGCAGAGAUAAAUCUGAAACAAGCUUUCAAACCUCAUACUGCUGCAGUUACUGCCCUGGCAUAUGAACAAAAUGGAAAUGUGCUUGCUACAGGGAGUAAAGACAACACUGUUUUCUUUUUUGCUAUUGAGGAUCAAUAUGAGCCAAUCGGAUUCAUCUAUGUCCCUGGGCCUGUGCAGGCAUUACAGUGGUCUCCACCUUCUCAAGUGAAGAGCACUCUGCUCAUCCUUUGUGAGAAUGGCUUUGCUCUACAGGUUCCUGCCCCUCUCCCUGAAGAACAGGAUACAUCGUCCACCUAUCAAAUAAAAAACUUGCCCACGCAGUACUUCCGUUUUUCUAGUAUAAAAUCUCGAAUCAAGCUGGAAGAGGAGAUUGCACUAAGAGAGAAAAAAAAGCAGGAAAAGGAGAAAGCAAAGCUUGAAUGGAUAAAGCAGCAACUGGAGAUGGGAAGGGAGAUAGAACAAGAAUCUGGAGAGGAACCUGAAGAAGAGCCAUUGCCACCUCUCUACAUACCAGAGGAGCCCUGUCCCAUCCUCUGUGGAUUUUAUUCAUCCCCAGGAAAAUUUUGGCUUUCCUUGGGUGGGUAUGACUCAGGGUUCCUCUAUCAUUGUGAAUUCUCAAAUGGUCACCAAGGAGACCCUGAAAACAGGAAAGAUGAACCCUUUGAAGUGAUUCCUAUUGAGGACACUGACAACAAUCCCAUCCAACAAAUCUCCUUCAGUACCAGCAGACAACUGAUGUUCUGUGGGAUGCAGAAUGGUGCACUGCGUGUUUACCCUCUCCAAGAUAAAGACGUCUCAGUGAAUACCCUGAAGGAAUACUGGUCCCUCAAUGUACAUGACAACGAUCAUGGCCAAAUCCAAGGCAUCUGUUGUAGUUUUGAUGACAGGUUUCUGAUUACUUGUGGUGAAGAUGGAAACAUUUUUACAUUCAACGUUUUUUCGGAGGAUGUUCAUAAAGAGCUAAAAGCCCAAAUCCCCUCUCCUAGGAGUGGUCUUGAGAAGGAGAAGGCUACUGAAGACAUUGAGAAUCCCAAUGCCUACAACAUUGAGCAAGUCAAGCAGAAAGAGGAGUAUGAACGGAUAAUGAAGGAAGCUGAAGAAAAAAAAAAUAAGAAAAGGGAAGAGUUACUUGCACUGAGGCAUAAGUUUCUUUUUCUUCUUCAAAAGAAUCAAGAGCUGCCCAAGCACAUGCAGCUACAGAGAGAGGAGUAUGAAAUGGAUCAUAGGAUCUUCGAGGAGCUGACGAGGCAGACAGCACAGAGAACCCAGUUGGUGCAAAAAGAGCUGGCUUGGGAGCAUGAGAAAAAUUUGAUUGGACUGCAGAAACUACAAAAUCAGUUUCGGGACUCGCUGGAAUUUGACACAGUUGUUGUUCAUGCUAUUCAAAGCAAUCAUGAGAUUUCCACCUACAGACUUCUAGCAUUGCCUGAGAAAUGCUACCAAGAUAAACAGAUGGGGGAACAAGCACAAGAAAGGGAGAUCGUCACAGAGAAAACACCUCUACACAGGCCAUCCUGGGGGAGUUCCAUUAGUAGGGACUGCGCUGUGCUGCAUGCUAUCUACAUCUUCACGUGAUGAUUUUUUGGUCCAGAUCCUAGAAUUGUUGAGGAGGAGACAGCUGAAAAACUGGAGACAUUAGAGGUCCGAAAGCCAACCAUAAGUUAUAUAGAAAGCAAACAUGAGAAAAUCAAAAGAAGCAUUGAGAAAUCCGACAAGGUGAAAGCUAAGAUCAUGAAGAGGAAGGCAGAGUGGGAUGAAUUAUACAAGAGCAAACCUUCUGAUGACUAUGAGGAUCCCAAAGAUGCUGAGGAAAUCAAAGCAGCACAGGAAAAUAUGGGAUUUUAUGAGCUGAAGACUGCCACUAACUACAGAGUCCCUGAACACAAGCAUAUGAAUGUUGAGAAGAAGAUGAUGCAGCUUACAUCCCUGGAAAUGUUGAUCCAUGAAAAGAAAGCAGAUAUGAACAAAGAGAUCAUGUCUUUGAGGGAUCUCAAGGUUUCUACUAUUGAAGAAAUCAAGUGUUUGGUGCAAGAAUUGGAAUCCAUACAGGCAGCCUUGGAUUUAUCAGAGCGUCUCCCUGUUCCCCCAAUCCCUCAGUUACAUCCAGAUGAGUUUCCUGAAAAAAAAUUUGAGUGUAACAGUGACAUCCUCCUGAAGUUCAAAGAGGAGCAGGAGGCCAAGGCAAAGCUCCAGGAACAACUGGAAGGGUCUUCCUCAUCUCAUGCAUUUGGGCAUGAGUUUCUUCGAGCUCCUUCCAAAGAGGAGGCUGUGGGUGCACACCCACGGAAAACAGCAUCAUCUCAGGUCACAGGGAAGCAAAAGGUUUUUGAGAUUGAGAAGUUAGAGCCAACAGAAAUGGAACUGGAAAAUUUGAAGAGAGAGAAGAUUAAAAAUCUAUAUUUGCAGGAGAUUGUGAUUAAAAAGAUCAAUGCCCUGGUAAUCAAUUUUGAUGCUGAACUUUGCAUUCUGCGGCACAAGAAACUGAAGCUGGAUGUGCAGAUGAAAAACGCUGACCUGCGCUACAUCACAUGGUAUGAAGAGCUGCUUAUCCUGAAGAACCUUGAGAAACAAGAGAACUUUCUCCAGGGGCGUGUUACCACCCUCACCAGUGAGCAGGAGGCCAUGCAGUCAGAAAUGAACAACUACCUUGCACAGAUGGAGGACAGAAAGUGUGAGAUUGCAAAGCUUCAGGCAUGCAAGAAAGCUCUUUAUGCUAGCUUCCAAAUGUCCCUUGGAGAAAACAAUGAGUUUGCCCCUUUUCUGACUGAGGUUCUGGAGAAGAAAACCAAGUACAUGGAAAAAAAAGAAGUAGGAAGAGAAGCAGAUGAAGAUGAUGAGAAUGAAGAGAAGGGAGAAGAGUCCACCUUGGGGACUGAUGAGGAAAAAUCUGGAUCUGAAGAUGAAGUCUUUGAUGACUCUGUGUGCCCAAAGAACUGCAAUGAGGCACUCUUUCGAAACACCAUCCAGCUCCGGCAGAAGCUGGUCGAUAUUAAGGAAGAUUUAGCAGAGGAGAAAAAAGUUGCUGCUAACCUAAGAAAGAAAUAUAAUGCCUUGGCCAAAAAGGCAAAAGUAGUGGAAACCAGUCUGGAAACUGCAGAGAGGGAACUGGAGACCCUUCGCUGGGAAAAGCAGCAGAGAAUGAAUGAGCUAUAUGUAGCUGUGCCUUUGAAACUCCAUCAGGUGGAGUACUUGGUUAAUGGGGAGAUGCCCAGUGACCUCUCCCAGGCUUUGGUGUUUAGCAACCAGACCUUAGAGUAUCUACAGAAGAGAAUUUCAGAGCUACAUGAUGAAAAGAUAAUGCAAAGAGAGAUCUACAAGAAGGCCCAGAAACACUAUAAGCAGCUUGUUCAAGACAAAAAGGAGAUGGAGAUAAAGAUUCAACAACUGGAAAUGAAGUGCAAUGAUCUGAUGGUGAAGAAGUUUGGCCAGCUGGUGGAUUUUGAAGCAGUUCAGACACACUCUGGUAGCAUACGCAUGGAGGAGCUCCAAGUUCAAAUAAUGGAGAAAGAAUAUAUGCACUCCCAGGAGCUCAGGAAGUGGGAGGAAAGAAUCUCAGACCUGCGUCAGCAGCUAAUGAAGCUGACAAAGGAAAACACCAUCAAGCUACAGCAGCUGAACCAGUUUCGCCUUGAAAAGCAGCAACUUGAAACUAAAAUGGCAUCACUGAAAAAUGAUCUGGGGAUAGAAUUUCAGGCCACCCGAACUACUGAUGUCAAAGAGAAAGCCAAGCUGAAGUCACGGCUCAAGCACUUGACUUGUGACACAGCCCUCCUAAGAGAAGAAAUCCAUUUUCUACGGAGAAAAGAUGGAUGCCUCUUUCUACAACCUUCAUCACGUUAG
Indicator indicator is the source of this 5361-nucleotide messenger RNA. It is a transcript of the gene CFAP44, whose product is annotated as cilia and flagella associated protein 44. The record is from RefSeq and is a predicted model, not a curated record. Gene Ontology annotation, molecular function: protein binding. NCBI's taxonomy places the organism in Eukaryota, Metazoa, Chordata, Aves, Piciformes, Indicatoridae. The transcript has 34 exons.